CUGUACGGACUGCGCGCCUUUGCCUCCGUAACCGCGUAAACAUUUACGUCGACUUUUAAAAGUUUUAAAAUUGGAACUUAUUAAAAACAAACAUUCGUGAAGUGUAGCAGAGUUUUUUUUUUGGAAGAGCCCUAAAGUAAUAUAGAAUUGAAUAUUUUAAGACUAUUUUACGUUCCCGCCGGCUGUAAUUUAACAGAAAUCUCUGGUCAGCGUUUUGCUUUUGUUUUCGUGCUAGAGGUCGGGCGCGCGUGCGUUGGCGAUCUUCGGACGACGAUCGCUCCAAGUCCAAGCGGUCUCCUACUCCGGAUGAUGAGCGUGGGCCACACCAGCCGCGUACCAACGCGCCUAUCAUGCUCAACAUGAAGCUGAAGGAACGCCUGGCGCUAACCCUCAGCGCAUUUCUCGUGCUCUUCACUCUGAUGCUCAUCGUAGACUUGCAGAUGGACUAUGGCCUCUCUGGCCAUAGAGUCCCAUUGCACGGCCGCGUCAAGAUUGGGGACGAUGUUGACAAAGGACACUCGGCGUACAUCGAGUUUCGAAAGCGGUUUCUACAAAAGAGUAAUGGCAGUAACAGUUCCCGUGAAUUUGAGCAGUCUGCACCAAGUGAGACGAGUGGUGUCGAAGCUGAGCCUCAAACACCACCAGCACCCGCAGACAGAUUUGAAGACCUGCAGAGAGUAUUGCUGAUACAGCUGCAGGGGAAAUCUAUUGAUAACCCAGUCGUUGUCCCACCCAAUAGGGACUUGAACGUAAUGCGACCAGAAAAUCCCACUAUUGGUGAAAUGGAGGAUUUAGAACCCAGCGUGAACGCGACAAACUUAGAAAGGUUUCAACUGAGGAUUGCGCAACACGAACUAUACGAGGACGAAGAACCUUUGGUACGAGCAGUUCUUAAAGACAUGGAAACAACGCAAAUAGUGCACGUCGAGCAAAAGGAAGGUGGCACGCAACUCAAGCUGAUUAUAGACUAUGCGAAUGGUGUUCAAGCGUUAUUCAAACCGAUGAGAUUCGCACGAGACGUCCAGACAUUGCCGAAUCACUUUUACUUCUCGGAUUAUGAACGACAUAAUGCUGAGAUAGCAUCAUUUCAUUUAGACAGGUUGCUCGGCUUCCGUCGCGCAAUGCCAGUGGUCGGUCGCGUGUUGAACAUGACCACUGAGAUCUAUGACGUCACGGAAGGUGACAUCCUGAAGACGUUCUUCGUGUCGCCCGCGAACAAUUUCUGCUUCCACGGCAAGUGCUCCUACUACUGCGAUACGGGACACGCCAUAUGUGGCAACCCUGACAUGUUGGAGGGUAGUUUUGCCGCGUUCCUGCCGUCCUCAGAUCUAGCAGAGCGAAAGGUAUGGCGACAUCCGUGGCGCCGGUCGUAUCACAAGCGACGGAAAGCUCAAUGGGAGUUACAGUCAGAUUACUGUGAAACGGUGCGUACGACACCACCCUACGAUUCUGGCAGACGACUACUGGAUUUGAUGGACAUGUCCAUAUUCGACUUUCUCACUGGAAAUAUGGAUAGACAUCAUUAUGAAACAUUCAAAAUGUUCGGCAAUGAAACGUUUACGCUUCACUUGGACCAGGGCCGAGCAUUCGGCAAGGCAUUCCACGACGAGCUGAGUAUUCUUGCGCCGCUGCUGCAAUGCUGUCUCGUUAGGCAUACCACCUUAGCAACCCUACUUAAGUUUCACAACGGAGUGCCAUUAUCUUCAGUACUUCGAGAUUCCAUGAAGUCAGAUCCAGUUAACCCAAUACUUUGGGAGCCACACCUAGCCGCUUUAGACAGAAGAAUUGUUGUGAUUCUUGACGCUAUCAGAAAAUGUAUUGAGAACGCUGAGAAUCCCCUACAGAAUGAUAUCAACGAUUUUGUAUAACGGAUGCAAAAUGGGCCGACAAUGUCACAAUACAGUAAUAGAACAGUACUUUAACUUCAAAUUAGAGCGCCAGAAACGACGCACGCACAUAUAGACACGAUUUACACGGCCGCUAAGCAAUCUAGGGGAAACAAAACUAUUGAGUGCCACGCCGUACGCAACCGGGACAGGUCGCUGUCGGAGUUAAAUUAGCUGCGUCGUCAUCAUCGAAUCUUUUUGUAUGAGCCAACCCUCACGCUCCGCGUUUAUAGAUAUAAAUUUGAAGAAGACCUGUUCUAUUACUUCUUUUGUGUUAAGUGUUUGUGCAGCUAUGAUUCCGUAUUAAAUAGCAUAGAUUAUAAGCUUGUAAAGUUUUAUAUGAAAGUGCGGGACCUAUAUAGCUUAUGUUGGCAGAGUUAUGUAAGAGUUUAUAUUUGCAAGUAAACUUAAAAUAAUAACUUGAUUUAGCUCGAAUGAUGCGAAAGGCUUUAAUGGCAUCACCGCAGUUGUAGAUUGUGUUGACUUCAAAUUUUGGUAAAGCGUAAUGUAAGUAGGUUGGAUGUAUGGUAAUUUUUAAUUAUUAUUAUGUUAAUUUAGUAAAAUGUUCCUAUUGCUAUUAAAAAGCCUAUAAAUUUUGGAUACGGCUGAUGUUUUGCGUUUAAUCUUCCGAAAUCCAGCUCCUAAUUUCACCGGGUAUCGUAAAUUUUUUAUUUUAUUAAUAAUGCAAAUUUAUUUCCCGAUGGCUUUCCCAGAUAUAAUUCUUUUUAUCUCAAAUAAUUAUGAAUAAAGUGCUAUCCGUUUAUUUCGAAGAUUUAUUUAUAAAUCUUUAGAAUAUUUAAAGUCGUACAAGUAAAUGUUAUUAACAGUAUAUUUUACCUAAUAGCUUGGUCUAAAGUAAUUAUACACUUUUGAGUUUUCAAUUUAAAAGGAGUACCUAUUUAGGAGCACCUUGUUGUUAUUUUUAAAUAAGGUGACAGCUAUAAUAAUUACGACAAUAUUUAAUACAAAAGAUACUAAGAUUACAAUAGAACCAAAUUCUAUAGACUUAAGAUUUUGGUGCCAAAGAUUGUCCAAAUAUUUCUGGCGUAUCUUUUGAUUGCAUUCCCCAAAUGAGCCAUGGAAAUGCCAAAUAUGAGAAAAAAUAAUUCUUAUUUUUAAGUGACUACCGAUUUGUAACUUUAUAGGAUAUUUUCAAUUUGAAUGUAUAUUAAGAUGUCGACUGGAAUCUUAUAUCUGUACAUAUAACGGUAAAAUGCAAUUUAGUUUUAAGUUAAGCUUUCUAGAUCGUUCUAUUUUUCGUUGUGAAUUCUGUUACCAUAGCCUCAAGCUCAAGAAAACACAUAUCGUUGUAAUACAGGUAUGUAUGUGAUAUCUUUUGUAUAUCUAUUUAUAAGAUUUUUGUAGCAUCUUGUUGUGUCAAUAAUUAGGUAUCGCGCCUCAUACAAGAAUUCAAUGCAAUCAAUGUCCAUAUAGGUACUAUUAAUUUUUCUGGAGAUGUUAGUACUAUAAUAUCAUUGGUUUUCAUAAUUUCAUCGAGCGUUGUAAAAUUAUUUAUUUUGGAUUUGUUUUGUGAUUUUGAUCUCAGCAAAAUUAUUGUUACCUGUUAGAUCUUUACUAGUUUAAUUAUUGUUUUCUCGUACUAUAAGAAAAACAUUAUUAUCCUAUAUAUAAUUUAUGCUAGAUUAAAUUGAAUUAAUAUCUACUUAAUUAAUAUUGUAAUCAGUUUUUCUAUUAUCCUGUUGUAUAAUCAUAGUUAUUGGAGGCUUACUGAAUACAUUAGGAGCUGACUUGCCAAAGAAGUGUCUACAGGUAAAUUUCAUCAAGUUAAUUAUGUAAUUGUUUUAGAGCAUACUGGGGUGCAAAAUGUCGUGUAUUAUUUUGGUUGUUAAUAAACUUUAAAUAAUCA
Molecule: messenger RNA, 3753 nt
Organism: Leptidea sinapis
Lineage: Eukaryota; Metazoa; Arthropoda; Insecta; Lepidoptera; Pieridae
Product: extracellular serine/threonine protein CG31145
Exons: 12
Coding region: 351-1868 (505 amino acids)
Biological process (GO): protein phosphorylation
Cellular component (GO): Golgi apparatus
Molecular function (GO): protein serine/threonine kinase activity
Source: RefSeq, a predicted model, not a curated record